Messenger RNA from Penicillium olsonii, 1812 nucleotides. Lineage: Eukaryota; Fungi; Ascomycota; Eurotiomycetes; Eurotiales; Aspergillaceae. The record is from the annotation of a GenBank genome assembly.
AUGGCACAACCAGACCACAAAAAAAGUUAUGAUGUGGAGGAGCAGGAAGUGGGAACACCCGACUCGGUCUUAACACCAGCCAUCAGCCAUGAAACCAGCACUUCCUCACAAUUAGAGAAGUCGGAGACUGUCGCGGAGUUGCACAAACUCCCAACGGCAAGAAGUCGUCGUGACUCGCACAUGGGUGAAGCCCUUGAGCAUCUGUCGCGAACUCUCUCAAUCAAUCAGAAUGGGGAUGCGGAGGAUGGAUUGGAAAAGGAACACUCUCGUAUGGAGCGCACUGCGACACGUCGCUCGGCCAGACAUCCCUCGCAAACUCGAAUGCCCGAUCUCGAUGAAGAAGCUGGCAGUCCGGCUUUCAAGUCUCAAGGCAUCCCACCAGAGCUGGGCAGUUUCACCGCAGAGGUGAUUUUCAUUCUGGUCUGUUCAGCCGGUCUGUUGCUGUAUUCCUUCUUCCUGGGCGACAUCACCGUUAACCAGGAGGAGUGCAAACGAGCGCUCGGGAUCAGCAACAGCGAGCUCCCUUGGUUACUGGGCUCAUUCACACUACCACUCAGUCUGUCAGUUGUGGUAUCAGGCUCUUUAAAUGACUUGAGUCCCCCACGGACACUAAUGAUCGGAGCCUUUACCUGGUUGACCAUUUGGAAUGUGAUCGGCGUCUUUUCCGUGACGCCCAGCCGAGCGAUCCUCUUCUACAUUGUUCGCGCAAUGCAAGGCCUUGCCGUAGGCGUUCUAGUCUCUGGGUCAAUGAGUGUUCUCGGCAGAGUAUACAAUCCAGGCUUACGCAAGAAUCGGGUCUUUUCAGCGAUGUCGGCGACAGCUCCAUUUGGGUUCUGGCUGGGCGGUAUUCAGGGUGGUGCGCUGAAAUCCCAUCUCAAUUGGAUCUUCGGCUCGAAUGCUAUCAUCUGCGCACUUUGCCUAGUGGCCGCUUGGUAUGCGAUGCCCUCGCUUCGACCGGUCGCGGACGUUGUCGGCGGCGAUGUGCCGACUAUUCGCGAGUUCGACUUCAUUGGAGCAGGCUUUGUUGCUACUGGAUGUAUCUUGGUGCUCUUCGGUCUCACCCAGGGCUCGGUGGUUAAGUGGAUCCCAUAUACAUACGCUCUGGUCAUCGUGGGUGUGCUUCUGGUGAUUGCAUUCUUCUUCAUCGAGCGCUUAGUGAAGCGACCGCUUAUCCCAAACGGUUUAUGGAAGAUCAAAGGCUUCACCCCAUUGAUGAUCGCCUACUUCAUCGGAUACGGGGGAUUCCAGGGCGGCUGGCAAUUCUACGCCGUUCAAUUCUGGCUCCGGAUUCAACAAAACAGCCCACUAACAGUGGCCCUGUACCUUCUCCCCAAUGCCAUCGUCGGAGUACUGGCCACCUGGGUCGUCAGUCGAACUCUCCACAUCGUCCCAGGCCAUUACAUCUACCUCGCAGCCAUGAUCGCUUUCGCAACAGGGCCUGCAUUCUUCCUCCCACAGACCCCCAACACAUCCUACUGGCCCCUUUCCUUCCCAGGCGUGGCACUCGUCACUUUCGGACCUGAUCUCUCAUUCGCGGCUGCAUCAAUCUACAUCACUAGCAAUGUGCCUCGCUCUUACCAAGGUAGCGCGGGUAGCUUGUUGGUGACUAUGCAAAAUUUGAGCUCGGCUGUGAUGACGGCCGUGGCUGAUGCCAUCGGAACGAAGGUUGAUCAAGGGCCGGAUGGAAAUAUUGGGCUCACGGGCAUUCAUGCCAUUUGGUGGUUUGCACUUGCGUGUGAAGUGGUCGCGGCAUUGAUUACCUUGAUUUGGGUCCGAAUUCCCAAGGAGGAGGAGAAAGAGCAUGUUACCUGA